Molecule: messenger RNA, 756 nt
Organism: Dreissena polymorpha
Lineage: Eukaryota; Metazoa; Mollusca; Bivalvia; Myida; Dreissenidae
Exons: 5
Coding region: 113-613 (166 amino acids)
Source: RefSeq, a predicted model, not a curated record
CGGACCGCUGUGAACGCUUAACGUAGCGUUGACGUUAUCUUAUUUAAUUUUGAUACUGAUCACUUAUUAAAUUCGCCCUGAGGUUGUGAUAAAAUAACUGACUAAUUACAACAUGCAGAGUCCCGUGUUGUGCGCGUUGAUUCUGGUGACCGCGGGGCUUCAACUAAUCACAGCGGACCACCCAAAACUCAUGAAUGCAGCGACGGAUGUACAACCCCAUGGCUGCUCCACGUUCAUGUUCGAGGGCAAGGGCGACUUCAGGGUGCAGCGGAAGAUCUACGCGACACAGAACCCGGAUCACUUCGUGUUCGCUUUACGACUGAUCAAGCGGACCUCCUUCUACAAGUGCGAGCCUCAGGAGACGCGCUACGGCAUCACGGAUGACGGGCACAGCUGGUGGGUGGACCGGGGCUGUGAGGCCAUCUUUGAGGUCACCGAGUGCCCCAACAACGGGCUUCUCCCUUCACCAGACCCGCUGUCGAAGCUGUACGAGGAGAUGCAGCGCCGCCUGGCGGCAUCCACCAGCAACGUGGACCUGAGCGCCUGGAACACUGACUCCUUCAUCAACAGGUUCGACGCUUGGAGGCCCAUUGUUGAGUCGAAGGGGCGCUAAACUCAUUGGUAGAAGAUCAAAGUCAGCACCGCUGUCGGGAAAAAGUGCUUUCGGUCACCAAUGAACGCUACUCAACUCCACGCACGGGGCACAUGUUGGCAUCAAUCUUAGUUUGGUAGACUGUUGUUAUAAUCCUUUUGGGA